Messenger RNA from Scophthalmus maximus (turbot), 2066 nucleotides. It is a transcript of the gene ergic2, whose product is annotated as ERGIC and golgi 2. The transcript has 13 exons. Gene Ontology annotation, biological process: endoplasmic reticulum to Golgi vesicle-mediated transport; retrograde vesicle-mediated transport, Golgi to endoplasmic reticulum. The record is from RefSeq and is a predicted model, not a curated record. Gene Ontology annotation, cellular component: COPII-coated ER to Golgi transport vesicle; endoplasmic reticulum; membrane. NCBI's taxonomy places the organism in Eukaryota, Metazoa, Chordata, Actinopteri, Pleuronectiformes, Scophthalmidae. The coding region runs from base 288 to 1418 and encodes 376 amino acids.
GGUUCAAUAGCGCACUACCGGAUAUUUCCGGUUUGAAUAUUUUAAUGUUGAGCUUCGUCAAAAAGCACUUCAACCGUUGUUGUUAUUUACCAUUCCACUUCGACCACAGACAGUGAUUCAGUGUGCUAAGCUACUUGACGUUAACGGUUAGCUCGGUUGUCGUCAUGGUCGACGUCAGCGCGCAGGAGACGAACGUGUGAGCGAACGACAGCUCGCAGCUCCGCGGCCCGGCCGGUAAACGACCACCGUCUGCGCGCGCAUUCACCUGAAGCUACGCUGCUCCCGACAUGAGGAGGCUGACCAAGAAGAAGGCUCUGACCCUGGUGAAGGAGCUGGACGCCUUCCCCAAAGUCCCCGACAGCUACGUGGAGUCCACGGCCAGCGGCGGCACAGUGUCGCUGAUCGCCUUCUGUCUCAUGGCCGUGCUCGCCUUCCUGGAGUUCUUCGUGUACACGAACACGUGGAUGAGGUACGAGUACGAGGUGGACAAAGACUUCAGCAGCAAACUCAGGAUAAAUGUGGACAUUACAGUUGCGAUGAGAUGCCAAUAUAUUGGUGCAGAUGUCCUGGAUCUGGCCGAGACCAUGGUUGCAUCCGAUGGCUUGAAAUAUGAACCGGUCAACUUUGAACUGUCACCAGAGCAAAGAUUAUGGCACAUGACCCUUCUGCACAUCCAGGAGCGUCUGAGAGUGGAGCACUCUCUUCAGGAUGUUCUCUUCAAGGCUGCAAUAAAAGGAGCUCGACCUGCUCCGCCUCACAGUGAGGACAGUUCCACUUCCUACACCGCCUGCAGGAUACAUGGACACCUGUAUGUUAACAAGGUGGCAGGAAAUUUCCACAUUACUGUUGGCAAGUCCAUCCCACAUCCCAGGGGCCACGCUCACCUUGCUGCUCUUGUCAGCCAUGACUCUUAUAACUUUUCCCACCGGAUCGACCACCUGUCCUUUGGAGAAGGGAUCCCCGGGAUUAUCAACCUUCUGGACGGCACAGAGAAAGUCUCUCCUGAUUCUAACCACAUGUUUCAGUACUUCAUCACCAUCGUACCAACCAAGCUGAAUACCUACAAGGUUUCCGCUGACACACAUCAGUACUCGGUCACAGAGCGGGAACGAGCAAUAAACCAUGCUGCAGGCAGCCAUGGAGUCUCUGGGAUCUUUAUGAAAUACGAUAUUAGUUCACUAAUGGUCAGAGUCACUGAGCAGCACAUGCCCCUGUGGCAGUUUCUCGUCAGGCUCUGCGGAAUCAUCGGAGGCAUUUUCUCCACCACAGGUAUGGUCCACAGUAUGGUCGGCUUCCUGGUUGAUGUAGUUUGCUGUCGUUUCAAAAUGGGGAUCUACAAACCUCCCAAGGAGGCUCCUCUGAUUGAACAGGAAAACAGCGAAACCUCAGUUCCGACAGAAAGUUCCUUGCAACAAUGAGACAACAACAACAACUCCGCUCCAGCCAACUGACCGCUCACCAUCUUGGCCUAAAUCAGCAAUGAGAUGCUAGACAAUGUUUACACGUUGUUUUAUUAUAAAAUGUGUCCCUGCUUUGUUUAGAAAUGUGUAAAUAUUUUUAUCUUCAUCUCUUUUUUUUUUAUUGGAUGGGUGUGAGAUUCAGACGUGAUUGUCACGGGAAGGAUUGUAAUCUGUACCUCCACUAAUGUUCUGUCAUUUCACUGAAAGGGUUCAUCAGGAGGACUGAAAAACAUCAUUAUUGUAGGUCUGACUUCAUUAAAUAGACCUGAUGUUCAGUCUCCCAUGGUAACACAUCACACACUGGUGUUUUCACUUGUCAUGGUUAAUGAGACUUUUUCUCCUGGUUACAUUUUUCUAUAUACACUUGAUUGACAGGUGAGGUUUUUCAUGCAGUACGGUGACCCCAGAAAACUCCCAGCGUAUCUGCUCAACUUCAGGCCAGAGAGCUACAACAAAGGGAAAACGUGUGGGCGUGCAGGGCCUUUAAAGUGGUAUUGAGUGAAAAGAUGUGAAGGAUUUUUAAAUUGUUCCACAAGUGUGCCUGUAUGUAAAUGAUUGUUGUAAGUAUGAGGCUGACUUGUUAAAUAAAAUCCACUUUUAAUUUGA